CCACCUGGAGCAUACAGCAUGGAGACAUCCUCCUGCUCCGCCGAUCUGGAAGCCUCCACUUGUUCCUUGAGCCCUGUCAUUCAUGAAGUUCCUGCUCCUGGUUUUGACUGUUGCCCUGCUCUUGGCCCAGGUCUCCCCAGUCAUGAAGUGCUGGGGGAGUACAGGCAGGUGCAGAGAAAUGUGUAAAGACAGUGAAGUAUUCCACAUCCUGUGCAAAUCCGAUAUCAAAUGUUGCGUGAAUCCCAAGUUCCUACCCAGCAAGCCGGCAGCCACGUCUUCGGCAGAGAUCCCUCCCCAACCUUGAUCUCAACAUUGCUGGAUUCCACAGUUUUAUUAAAUUAUUCUUGGGCCAUAUCCUG
Ochotona princeps (American pika) is the source of this 359-nucleotide messenger RNA. It is a transcript of the gene DEFB121, whose product is annotated as defensin beta 121. The coding region runs from base 83 to 304 and encodes 73 amino acids. The record is from RefSeq and is a predicted model, not a curated record. Gene Ontology annotation, biological process: innate immune response. The transcript has 2 exons. NCBI's taxonomy places the organism in Eukaryota, Metazoa, Chordata, Mammalia, Lagomorpha, Ochotonidae. Gene Ontology annotation, cellular component: extracellular region.